This is a messenger RNA of Pocillopora verrucosa, 1494 nucleotides long. RefSeq lists its product as uncharacterized. Gene Ontology annotation, molecular function: cAMP binding. Gene Ontology annotation, biological process: spermatogenesis. NCBI's taxonomy places the organism in Eukaryota, Metazoa, Cnidaria, Anthozoa, Scleractinia, Pocilloporidae. The record is from RefSeq and is a predicted model, not a curated record.
AUGAAAGAAAACAAGACUGCAAUGCAUAAAAAAAAGUCUUCCAUCACUGAUGACCGAAAAACGAGCGUUGCCAAAAAUCCCUUUCUUUUACUGGAAUUUGACGAGGAAAAUUACGACUCGAGUGCCGAACCAGUCUCGAGCGUCGACGAAAUACCGGAAACAUCUCUGACCGCACCAGUGCCGCCAAACCAGUCUAGAAGUGGCGGAGUUACUUUUAAAAAAGUUGCCAAGGCCAUUACCAAACAAAGGAAAUGGUCCACGGUACUGAAGGAAGUACGUCAAUCCGAUGACCAUACUCGUGCUCGAGGAUUUGUUGCUAAUCCCGAAGACGGAGAAGGACGUCUGAGUUUCAACGUUAAUGCUUUUAAAUCUCACGUCCAGUCUUGUGGCUUUUUAUCACCGGCUGUGAAGGAAACACUCAGAGCUCUGUCCUGGAGUAGGACCGAAGAGGAAGUCGAAGUGGUCUUGCAAGUUGUGAAAAAGUUGAAAUGCUUUGGCCGCUAUCCUAUGUACGUCAAAAGGGAACUAGCCAAAGUAUUGUACUACGACAUGUUUGAGAAAGGGAGGGUGGUCAUAAAACAAGGACACGUUGGUGUUUCUUUUUAUUUUAUUGUGUCCGGUUCAGUGAUCGUGGAAAGAAUGGAAGAAGACAAAUUCACUGGUGAACAACAUAAACAGGUCGUGGGAGAAAUGGCAGAGGGAGAUGCUUUCGGAGAGCUUGCUUUGCUUCAUAACAUAAGGAGAACAGCCACCAUCAUAUGCAAAGAAAACUCGGAAUUCCUGAGGGUUGACAAGCCUGACUUUGAUGAGGUCCUGAGAAACAGUCAUCAGAUCGAGUGGGAGAGAAGACUGUCCGUACUUAAUUCUCAACCCAUUCUCAAAGAGUGGGAAAAAACUGAAAUCAGAAAUACAGUUGCACAUACAAAGAUCAGAGAGUUUCCUCCAAAUACGGUUAUUCUGGGCGAUAUGGACGUACCUGCUGAUGACGUGUACUUCAUUCAUUCUGGAAAAUGUAGAGUAGUCAGAGAGAUAACAAUGAUCAAGAAAGAAUCAUCCUCUGGUAAAAUCCAGCUGAAGUUACCACCCAUUAACUUUAAUGAAAACAACAUUGACAACAAUGUAAAGGAACAUGUAGUCAGAAAGUUUCUCAGUGUACAUAUGUUAAGCAAAGGAGACUUCUUUGGAGUAGGUGAGGAUUUGAAGAAGACUUUUAUCAUCUCAGUUGGAAGGGUACACUGUCUGCUGAUUAGUCAACUCAUCUUCAUGAAAAAGGAGAGAGGAAAAAGCCUGGAGGCCAUGAAACAGGGAAUGAACCAAGCAUUUCUAACUCACAAACAAGCAUUCAAGACUUACACUGAGGAUAGAGACUGGAAAAUUUAUAAAAAGAAACUUGUUGAUGAAAUUGUGAGGAGAAGAAAGAGGCCACAUUCCACAACAUAUGACGAUGUUCCUAUUGUUGUAAGAGUUGAAAACAGCCACUACUUUGAAAAAUAA